Molecule: messenger RNA, 2483 nt
Organism: Solanum verrucosum
Lineage: Eukaryota; Viridiplantae; Streptophyta; Magnoliopsida; Solanales; Solanaceae
Exons: 7
Coding region: 21-2453 (810 amino acids)
Cellular component (GO): nuclear pore
Source: RefSeq, a predicted model, not a curated record
AUAGGUGAAGUAUAUUGAGCAUGAAGGAAAUUGAACGGAAGCAUGGUCUAAACACUAAGCAAGCAAAACGUGCGGUAAAGACAGAGAAAAAAGACUACAAACAGCAGGAAAAGAGUACUGACAAAACAUCGAAAGCAAAAGAGACUGAUCAUAAAGCUUCACUUCCUAGACCAGAGUCCAGUGUCUUAGUAAGUGAUCCAAACACGGGCACAGAGCCCACUGAAGUUUAUGAAAAUGUGGUUAUAGAUUAUGUCGAUGAUGUCUACAGCUCUGAGGAAGCAACUCAGCAACCAAAAACACGUAAAAUGGUUGACAAACAUGGCAAGGAUAAAAUCAAUGAUCGUUCUAGUGAUAUGGAGAGUGAACCCAAAGAGGGAGUGGAAGAGGAAUCAGAUAUUGAGACAAUAAAUGAUUCAGUUUCAUCUCAAGGAGAUCCACAAAUAGCUGAAGAUGAAAAUGUAGAAAGAGCUUUGACUGUAAAGGUCUCUAGAAAGCUUGCAAAAACUGAAGGGAAUAAUUCUUCCCAGGUACAACGAGCUAAAUCUGAUCGGAAAGCAAACAAUUCCCAGGGUAAGGCAUCAAAAAGUACAGCAAACAAAGCCAAAGCACCUAAAAAGGAUCCAUCUAAAAUGACAUCCAAGAGUGUCAAUGAAAACUCUAAAAAUAUGAAAGUCCAUCCCAAAUCUCUAUCAGAUUCUUCAGAAGAAGGUGAUGAAAAACUUGUUAAAGAGGUAGAACAAGCAGACAUUUUGGAUGAGACUUCAGUUAGUGCUCAAAGUGUUGGAAGUGAUGAUGAAACAGUCAACACCGAGGAUAUCUGUGAGCAAGAAGAUAAAGCAGUUUUAGAACAAAAGAUUGGAGAAAUGGAAUCAAGGCUUGAGAAACUUGAGGAAGAGUUGAGAGAAGUUGCUGCCCUUGAAAUUGCUCUUUACUCUGUGGUAUCUGAGCAUGGAAGUUCUGCACAUAAGCUGCACACACCUGCCAGGCGCCUUUCUAGACUCUAUCUUCAUGCAUGUAAAUACUUGUCUCAGGACAAACGAGCUACAGUUGCUAAAAACACUGUUUCUGGCCUUGUAUUAGUUGCCAAGUCAUGUGGUAACGAUGUGGCAAGGUUAACAUUUUGGCUGUCAAAUGCUGUUGUUCUGAGGGUAAUCAUUUCUCAAGCAUUUGGAAGUUCCUGUAGCUCAAGCUCAUUGGUGACAAUUACCGAGCCAAAUGGACGAGGAAAUAAAACUGAAUCAAAGGUUUCCUCUUUAAAAUGGAAGACACAUCCAGGAAGCAAGCAGUCAAGUAAAAAUGACCUCUUGAAGUUUUUUGAUGAUUGGCAAGAAACAAGAACUUUUACAGCUGCUUUAGAAAGAGUAGAAUCCUGGAUUUUCUCGCGGAUCGUUGAAUCAAUAUGGUGGCAGACCUUGACUCCCAAUAUGCAAUCUCCUACGGAUGAUCCAAUGACAAGCAAAUCUGUUGGGAGGUUAUUAGGGCCUGCUUUGGGUGACCAGCAGCAAGGGAACUUCUCCAUUAACCUAUGGAAGCAUGCUUUCCAGGAGGCUUUGAAGAGACUAUGUCCUGUACGAGCUGAAAGCCAUGAAUGUGGUUGCUUGCCUGUUUUGGCUAGAAGGGUGAUUGAACACUGUGUUGCCAGACUGGAUGUUGCUAUGUUCAAUGCAAUUCUUCGUGAGUCAGCUCAUGAGAUCCCAACUGAUCCCAUAUCUGAUCCAAUAGUUGACUCCAAGGUGUUGCCUAUUCCAGCCGGAGAUUUGAGUUUUGGGUCCGGUGCACAACUGAAAAACUCGGUUGGCAAUUGGUCAAGAUGUCUUACUGAUUUGUUUGGCAUGGAUGCUGAAGAUUCUGGGAAAAAUGAUGAAGACAGCUCUGGAGAUGAUCAUAGAAAAGGUGGAAAUCAACUAGAACAUUUCUAUCUUCUCAAUGCCUUAAGUGAUCUUCUCAUGCUUCCCAAAGACAUGCUCAUGGACCGCACAAUCAGAAUGGAGGUAUGCCCAUCUAUCAGUCUUCCAUUGGUUAAGCGAAUACUCUGCAACUUCUCUCCAGAUGAGUUUUGUCCUGAUCCUGUCCCUGGUGCUGUAUUAGAAGCUCUCAAUGCUGAGAGCAUCAUAGCACGUCGAUUAUCAGGAGGAGACUCAUCAAACAGCUUCCCCUACCCUGCCGCCCCAGUUGUAUAUACACCUCCUGUUGCCGUGGACGUUGCAGAAAAAGUUGCAGAAAUUGAGGGAAAGUCUCACCUAUCUCGGAGUGCUUCUGCUAUACAAAGGAAGGGAUACACAAGCGAUGAGGAACUGGAGGAAAUAAAUUCUCCUCUUGCAUGUAUUAUUGAUAAAAUGGCAUCAUCACCAGCUUCUGCAGAAAAUGGAAAAGAUAAACAAAAGGAAGAAACAGGUUCAAUUGGAUCAAAUACGAGGUAUGGACUUCUUCGUGAGGUUUGGAAGGCAGCAUAAUUGAGAGCACUUUGAAUUAUACUUGUGAAU